AUGCUGCAAUCGCUUGUGCGGGUGUUGAGUAGAUCGAAGCCCUACAGCCCUUACCUGCCCAUAUCACGUGGAGUGAGCCUCCCUUUCCUGAGGAGUGCCUGCUCUGCAGUCGAAGAUCGCACCCAUGAUAACACAAAGUAUCAUUUUGGCGUGGUAGGAAGUGGUCCUGCAGGAUUCUACACUGCAAAUUUGCUUCUCAAGAAGUUUGGACAGCAGGCAACAAUCGACAUCAUAGACAGGCUGCCUACACCAUUUGGUCUGGUUCGCUCUGGUGUGGCCCCAGAUCAUCAGGACACCAAGAAUGUCAUCAAUCAAUUCACCCGAAUUGGGCAAGAUGAGAGAGUGCGCUUCUUGGGAAAUGUGAACGUUGGCCAAGACAUACAACUGAUCGAGCUGCGCCAAAUCUACAGCGCAGUGAUACUAGCAUAUGGCGCAGAGAGCAACAGGCAGCUUGGGGUUCCUGGUGAGGAUCUCAGAAAUGUGAUGUCUGCUCGGGAGUUUGUCUGGUGGUUCAACGGCCAUCCCGAGUAUGCCAAGCUGCCUGUCGACCUGUCAAAGGUUGAAGAGGUGACCAUAUUUGGACUGGGGAAUGUGGCGUUGGACUGUGCGCGAAUUUUGCUGAAGACCCCUGAAAGCCUGGCCAGCACUGACAUUGCACAACACGCCCUGGACGCCUUGAAAACCAGCGCUGUCAAAAAAGUGCAUGUUGUGGGCCGAAGAGGGCCUGUGCAGGCAGCUUUCACCGCCAAGGAGCUUCGCGAGAUCACUAAGCUGGAGGGCGUGCGGAUUGUGAUACCUGAGGAGCAAUUGAAUCCCACCGACGUGGACAUGGCUGAAAUGAAAGCAUCCAGAAUCAAGAAGCGAGUCUUUGACAUCCUGAAGGGUGCUGCUACAGCCAGCCCCCCAGAGGGUGCAGAGAGGGAACUGCACUUGCAUUUCCUGCGCACGCCGUUGGAGCUUCUGCCCAGGGAUGAGGAACGUACUACAGUGGGCGCUGUGAAGCUGGAGGCUAAUGUACUGCAGGCUAAGGGAGAUGGUUCUCAGCAGGCUGUGGGUACAGGGGAAUAUGAGGUUCUGCGGGUGCACAUGGUGCUGUCAAGCAUUGGGUACAAAUCCAAAGCCGUUGAGGGCGUUGCUUUCGAUACUGCCAGGGGAGUAGUAAUACACAGGGCAGGCAGGGCUUUGCAAGCAGAUGGCAGCCCCGACCCUGGGCUGUAUGUGGUGGGCUGGGCAAAGCGAGGGCCCACUGGCAUCAUUGGUACCAAUCUAGUGGAUGCAGAGGAGACCACGAGUUCAAUUGUGGAGGAUUCAGCUGCCCUAACAAAAGUAACAGUGGAGAGCGCAGGAACUCCUUCCCUUAGAGAAAGUCUGCAGGACAGAAAUGUGCAGGUGGUCGAUUUUCCGGCAUGGCAGCAAAUAGAUGCAGCAGAAGUACAGCAGGGGCAGAAUAUAGGAAAGCCUCGCGAGAAGUUUGUAGACAUCCAGAAGAUGCUGGAAACAGGAAAGCUUGAUCAUGAUAAGAUAAUGAUGAAAGCUUAA
Messenger RNA from Coccomyxa subellipsoidea C-169, 1539 nucleotides. Its product is annotated as nucleotide-binding domain-containing protein. The record is from RefSeq and is a predicted model, not a curated record. The transcript is spliced from 12 exons. Lineage: Eukaryota; Viridiplantae; Chlorophyta; Trebouxiophyceae; Coccomyxaceae. Bases 1 to 1539 code for a protein of 512 amino acids. Gene Ontology annotation, molecular function: oxidoreductase activity.